GGAUGGUACCUUUUGAAGUAACGACGUGGAAGGAAUAUCUUGUGGAUGGCGAACUUGGUUCAGUUUGCUAACGUUAAUUAGCCACUAAUUAACCAUUAUCAACUUUAUGUUAACACAUUAACCUCACGGUGGAUUGAAAAAUAUUCAUAGCUAGUUAUGGUAUGAUACGAAUGGUUUUCUUGUGCAGUUGUGCAUUGUGAAUAAAUUAGUUGGCUAGCUAGCAAGUUGUAGCGGUGGAUUGCUGACUCUUCACUUCUGCUAACGUUAUAGAACUUGUUAGACCUCUUGUAUUGGUUUGGUAGUUAGCUACCUGUCAGUACACAGUUUAAAAAAAAAAAAAGGAUACUUUAACGAUUAACGUGACUCGCUUCCUAACCGGCUAGCUAGUAUAACCAACUUGUAGGUUGCUAGCGAGGCAGUUACCUAAGCUAGCAAUGGGAUAAGUUGCAGGAGAAAGACAGGCAUUAUAUGUUAGCUUGCGUGCAUGUUAUCGGAAGUUGGGAUGUUGGUAACACCCAGCCGAGGUAAUGUAGCUAAUGUAUAUGGAGCUUCAGUAACCAUGCUAGGCAGCUAGCUGACCAUAUAGAAAAGACGUGUCACUUAUUAGCCAAUGAUUGACAGGGCACUGGCGAACUGGGAAGCUUAGCUAACGCAGCAGGUAGUUGGCUGGCUAAGUGGCUAACGUUUGCUAGCUAGCUACCCUGGUCAGUGUACCCGCCAGGUACAUUCGCAGCAGCUAAUUGGCUGCUAUAAAGUUAAAUAAGGUCAAUAGAAACAGACACGAGUGGGAUUUCUGUCUGACAGUGGCUAACCUAACUUCGUCAAAAUGGGCUCGUUAUUCCGGAGUGAAGAGAUGUGUUUGGCCCAGCUCUUUCUGCAGUCUGGGUCGGCUUACGACUGUAUCAGUGAACUGGGAGAGAUGGGUCUUGUCGAAUUCAGAGACCUCAACCCCACUGUCAACUCCUUCCAGCGCAAGUUUGUCAGCGAGAUCAAGAGGUGUGAGGAAAUGGAGCGAAUUCUGGGUUACCUGCUCCGGGAGAUCAAGAAGGCGGACAUUCCACUGCCCGAGGGGGAUGUCAAUCCCGUCGCCCCUCUGCCCAAACACGUAAUGGUGAUAAUGGAGCAGCUGCAGAGGCUGGAGGUGGAGCUGAGCGAGGUCACGCGGAACAAGGAGAAGCUGCAGAAGAACCUUCUGGAGCUCACCGAGUACACGCACAUGCUGCGCAUCACACGCAACUUUGUGCACCGCAGCGCGGAGCGCGAGCCCCUGCAGGCUCAGUACGAGGAGUUCCCCUUCCUGGAGAAGGACCCCAUGAUGGACUACACCAGCAUGCAGCGUCUGGGAGCCAAGCUCGGGUUCAUCUCGGGCCUGAUCCACCGGGUGAAGAUCGAGGCCUUCGAGCGCAUGCUGUGGAGGGUGUGCAAGGGCUACACCAUCCUGAGCUACGCCGAGAUCGACGAGUGUGUGGAGGACGCAGACACGGGUGAAACCACAAAAAGUGUUGUGUUCUUAAUCUCCUACUGGGGGGACCAGAUCGGGCAGAAAGUGAAGAAGAUCUGUGACUGCUACCACUGUCACCUCUACCCCUACCCCAACAGCAACGAGGAGAGGAGGGAUGUGGUGGAGGGCCUUAGGACCCGUAUCCAGGACCUACACACUGUGCUGCACAGGACAGAGGACUACCUGAAGCAGGUGCUGCACAAGGCCUCUGAGUCGGUGUACACCUGGGUGAUCCAGGUGAAGAAGAUGAAGGCCAUCUACCACAUCCUCAACCUGUGCAGCUUCGACGUCACCAACAAGUGUCUUAUCGCCGAGGUCUGGUGUCCCGUCAAUGACCUGCCUGUCCUCCGGAGGGCGCUAGAGGAGGGCUCGCGGAAGAGUGGAGCCACCGUGCCCUCCUUCGUGAACCGAAUCCCCAGCAGCGACACUCCGCCCACCCUCAUACGGACCAAUAAGUUUACGUCGGGCUUCCAGAACAUCGUGGAGGCCUACGGCGUGGGGAACUACAGGGAGGUGAACCCCGCUCCCUACACCAUCAUCACCUUCCCCUUCCUGUUUGCGGUGAUGUUCGGGGACCUGGGCCACGGCGUGAUCAUGGCGCUGUUCGCCCUGUGGAUGGUGCUGCGCGAGAACGACCGCAAGCUGAAGCGCACCAGGAACGAGAUCUGGAACACGUUCUUCGAAGGGCGCUACAUCAUCCUGCUGAUGGGCCUGUUCUCCGUGUACACGGGGCUCAUCUACAACGACUGCUUCUCCAAGUCCCUCAACAUCUUCGGCUCGGGCUGGAGCGUCAGGGCCAUGGCCAAGCAGAGCGGCUGGACGGAUCGUACCUUGAGCACAAAUGCCUUCCUUACCCUUGAUCCCAACGUGACCGGAGUGUUCAACGGGCCAUACCCCUUGGGCAUAGACCCGAUUUGGAACCUGGCCUCCAAUCGUCUGACAUUCCUCAACUCCUAUAAGAUGAAGAUGUCCGUUAUCCUGGGCAUAAUUCAUAUGUCGUUUGGAGUCAUCCUGGGUGUCUUCAACCACCUGCACUUCCGGAAGAAGUUCAACCUGCUCCUGGUGUUCCUGCCGGAGCUGCUAUUCCUACUGUGUCUGUUCGGCUACCUGGUGUUCAUGGUCGUGUACAAGUGGCUGGCCUUCACCGCUCGGGAGUCCCAGACCGCCCCCAGCAUCCUCAUCCACUUCAUCAACAUGUUCCUCAUGCAGGGGGGCGCGGUGCCCCCCCUGUUCCCCGGCCAGGCAGGGUUUCAGAUGUUCCUCCUGGUGGUCGCCCUGCUCUCUGUGCCUGUGCUGCUGCUGGGUAAACCUGUCUACCUGUACUGGCUGCACCACGGAGGAGGCAGCCUGGGGUCCUACCGGGGUUACGAGCGUGUUCGCCGCAGCAGUGAGGAGGAGGUGUCUCUGAUGCGGGCUCAUGACAUGGAGGAAGGCGGGAGCCAUGGCGACCACUCAAACAGCCGGGACGGUCAUGCUGAGGAGUUUGACUUUGGGGACGUGUUCCUGCACCAGGCCAUCCACACCAUAGAGUACUGCCUGGGCUGCAUCUCCAACACCGCCUCCUACCUGCGCCUGUGGGCCCUGAGCCUGGCGCACGCCCAGCUGUCAGAGGUGCUGUGGACGAUGGUGAUGAGGGUUGGUCUGCGGGUGGACAUUAAGUUUGGGGUGGUGUUCCUGGUCCCUGUGUUCGGCCUGUUCGCCGUCCUCACUGUGUCCAUCCUGCUGGUGAUGGAGGGCCUGUCUGCCUUCCUGCACGCGCUCAGACUGCACUGGGUGGAGUUCCAGAACAAGUUCUACAGCGGCUCCGGGGUCAAGUUCAUCCCGUUCGCCUUCUCCCUGAUGCCGUCCAGCUUCGAGCACGACGGCCUCCUGUGAGCAGGGCCGUGAUUGGACACUGUGCCAGGGGGGGCGGAGCUCCGCCGGGCCCGCCUCUCCGCCUCCUCCCGACUCAUUUUACACUUUAUCCAGACUGUCUGUUGCACUGAACUGCCUUACCUGAUCGCAACCAAAUAUUAGCAUAUCGAGGCCGAUGAGGAUUAUUUAGAAAUUCUGUGGCUGUCCCAGGAUGCCAGACUUCCGGGUGUGGAAGGACUUUGUCAACUGGAGAUCGCUUCAUAUGAAGACGUCUUUUUUUAUUUUUCUCCUUUUUUUUUUAUGAAUGCUAAAAGUGCCGCGUCCCUUCAGGCUUUGCUCUUUAGGUUUAGGAGUUUGUGUUGGGAACGAGGAGCGUGAACGUACGUACACUCGUGCGUUUGAUGCUGAAUGUACGUACACUGGUGCGUUUAGAUUCUGAACGUACGUACACUGGUGCGUUUAGAUUCUGAACGUACGUACACUGGUGCGUUUAGAUUCUGAACGUACGUACACUGGUGCGUUUAGAUUCUGAACGUACGUACACUGGUGUGUUUAGAUUCUGAACGUACGUACACUGGUGCGUUUAGAUUCUGAACGUACGUACACUGGUGUGUUUAGAUUCUGAACGUACGUACAUGGAUGCGUGUAGAUUCUGAACGUACGUACACUGGUGCGUUUAGUAGAUUCUGAACGUACGUACACUGGUGCGUUUAGAUUCUGAACGUACGUACACUGGUGCGUUUAGAUUCUGAACGUACGUACAUGGAUGCGUGUAGAUGCUGAACGUACGUACACUGGUGCGUUUAGAUGCUGAACGUACGUACACUGGUGCGUUUAGAUUCUGAACGUACGUACACGGACGCGUUUAGAUUCUGAAUGUAGUUCUGACCACAGGUGGCCUGCUUCGUCUUGCUACCUGGAGAUUUCCACGUUCCGCCGGCCUGGGCUUCAGCUCAAAGCCUUUGUCAUGGAGACGCUGGAGCGCUGAGACGAUCGCACGGCGGGACGGUCAGGAGCGGGACAGCGCCGCUCUCUGGGGACGCUCCGGCCCCCCUGCUGCUUCACCGUGGGUUUGGGGGUCAGAGCCGCCCCUCUGACCGAAAGACGCACAUUAAAGACGUUCAGACGUGGACCGUUUACUGUAGUCUGGUAGGUUGUCCGUCCGCUGCUGGCUUGUCACUCCAGUGGCGGCGUGGAGCUGAUGGUGACGCGAAGCUGAAAGUCCGAUCGCGGUUCAGUGAUCCCCGCUGAAGACACCAAGUCGUGUCGCCUACGCAGUCCUUCACUCGGGCCUAGGACGGGAUGACGUGAAACCUUUGGCCCUCAUGAAAUACAGAUCGAGCUUAACCGCUUGUUAUUUUUGGUAUAAUUUCUACUCCGGAGAGUGUUAAAUGACCACUACACUACACUUGCUAGGUAAGCGCAAUAGUGCUCAUUCAGCCAGCUCCGUCUGCGUCGUCUCUGUCCUCAUUCGGUCGUCAUGACAAUAAGGGAUAUUGAGGAAGAUGGAAAAACUCGACUUGAACCAAGUGAAGAUAACAGUGUUGGAGAAAUGAAAAAUGACACGCAGUUUGGUGCAUCUGGACCGGGUGUACUCGUGUUGCAAUGUGAGCUACUGAGCUCCCUCCACUAGGGGGAGACAUUUGCCUGUUUGGAAAUUGUCAAACGCUUUUGAUUCCCAAGAAGGGGGGGAAGGGGGGUCAAAAACAGCUUUUAAUCUUAUUUAUUGUGAUUAAUAGAUGUGUUAUGACGUACGUCAUGUAGUGUAAAAGAUGAAUAAUAAUAUUGUUUGAUUUUUAUCAAUGUGAUCGACUCGCACUCCAUCCCCCCAUAUAUUUUUCUUACAUUCCACUGUUUUUGGGUCAGUACUAUUUUUCACAUUCUCAAAAUCUUCAUUCAUGUAAGUUAAUAAAAUUGACAAAUUGGUUGUAAAUGCA
Molecule: messenger RNA, 5292 nt
Organism: Conger conger (European conger)
Lineage: Eukaryota; Metazoa; Chordata; Actinopteri; Anguilliformes; Congridae
Gene: atp6v0a2b
Product: ATPase H+ transporting V0 subunit a2b
Exons: 20
Coding region: 827-3376 (849 amino acids)
Biological process (GO): proton transmembrane transport; vacuolar acidification
Cellular component (GO): vacuolar proton-transporting V-type ATPase, V0 domain; vacuolar proton-transporting V-type ATPase complex; plasma membrane
Molecular function (GO): proton-transporting ATPase activity, rotational mechanism; ATPase binding
Source: RefSeq, a predicted model, not a curated record